Arachis duranensis is the source of this 483-nucleotide messenger RNA. RefSeq lists its product as uncharacterized. Bases 1 to 483 code for a protein of 160 amino acids. Lineage: Eukaryota; Viridiplantae; Streptophyta; Magnoliopsida; Fabales; Fabaceae. The transcript has a single exon. The record is from RefSeq and is a predicted model, not a curated record.
AUGGGCACUGGCCAUCCAAAGCUUCUGUUUCGAGAGGCGCUUCGGGAAAUCUUCAUGAGAUGCAACCAUGACAUUGGCUUCCAAAUGCUGAAUAGUGCAUCAAGUAGAGGCCAUGAAACAGCCAAAUACGCACUCUCAAUGACGUUGCUCCUUCGCAGGGACGACAACGAGGGAAAAGGGAAAGGGAUCGAACUGUAUCACGAGCUUGAUGCAGCUGGUUUACUCGCCGAUUGUAACGUAAGGUUCUUUUUGAUUAUGACAAUGUCGUGGCUGGGUGAAGUCCAAAUGCCCCAUAUAGAAGAACAACAUACAGUGUGUGCCUCGCCGAGGUGCUCCACCAGGGGCCACAUAGGUCUUCUGUAUGACUAUCACAGACAGGCAGUAGAGCAAAACUCCGUCCAUGCUUUCGGAGGGGCUGCUCAUAUCCCCUGUAUUCACUGUCGCACGAACUACGAGUUGAUAGUCUUCAUCAACCUCCCAUGA